UUUUUUUUUUUCACUUCUUUUUAUAUUUUAUCCGCAUCCGCACUCCCUCUCUUUUUUUAUUUAUUUAUUUAUAUACACUUUAUUGGCAGAUGGAAACUUAUAUUGGCCACAUAAAGACACCUCAGGAUGCUUUAAUUGUUUUCGAAGCCUGUAGAAGAAAUCAACUUGUGCGUGUACAACGUCGAUUAUCAUCCAAAGAAAGAAUGCAAAUUCGUUCAGGGUCAAUUUUUGCUUGGGAUGAAAGAGAGGCAGGCAUGCGUCGAUGGACAGAUGGUCGUACAUGGUCUCCCAGUCGUGUAUUAGGUAGUUUUCUUACUUACCGCGAAUUAGAUACAAAGAGAAGACCCCGUAGACCUUCUAAUUCUGUACCGGUCUGUCAUACGAAAGCAUCUUCAGCAUGCUCCUAUAAACGAGAUGGUCUGAUUAAACAAAGUUUCUCUAUCUGCACAGCCACCAACCAGAAAUUACACCUUAUUUCGUACUACUCUAAAUCCGAUGUCUUGGCCGGCCGUCUAAAGCAACCUUCCACUGAUCCUCUUAUGGGUCAAAUUAGUGUACCUAAGGGACUUUAUCCUGAAUUAAACCCAUUGGAUACAAGUGGUGGUCAUUCUGCUACACUUCAUAGUAUGAGACACGGUGACAAUUUACCUUCUUCACCAUGUCUUUCACAGCAAUCCAUCAUCGAUAGUAGUCCAUCCUUAUCUUUUUCUCCCAGUACUUGUGAUGAUGAUAUCAUCAUGACUGACUUAUUACCUUCCCCUCAUUCCAUUUAUUCAUCCGUAUCUUCAACUCCAUUGUCUCCCAUCAUGAAUCAUUCUCUUUCACUACCUGCUCAAGAUAUUGCAUGGGAAAAAUUUCCUUCAUCAGAAGACCAACGUCAACUUAGAGCACUUCAAGGCUUAUUACGACUAUAAGAAAAAAAAAAAAAAAAUUCCAAUUUAUACUAUUUGGCUCUUUUUUUUUAUAUAUAUUACUAAACUCACCCCUCCC
Mucor mucedo is the source of this 990-nucleotide messenger RNA. Its product is annotated as Gti1/Pac2 family-domain-containing protein. The coding region runs from base 90 to 914 and encodes 274 amino acids. Gene Ontology annotation, molecular function: DNA binding. The record is from RefSeq and is a predicted model, not a curated record. The transcript has a single exon. Lineage: Eukaryota; Fungi; Mucoromycota; Mucoromycetes; Mucorales; Mucoraceae.